Molecule: messenger RNA, 8477 nt
Organism: Monopterus albus (swamp eel)
Lineage: Eukaryota; Metazoa; Chordata; Actinopteri; Synbranchiformes; Synbranchidae
Product: ubinuclein-2-like
Exons: 15
Coding region: 1166-4288 (1040 amino acids)
Biological process (GO): chromatin organization
Cellular component (GO): nucleus
Source: RefSeq, a predicted model, not a curated record
CAAAAAUAAGAUAAACAUUUCAAAAGUUAGUCCCUUCCUCAUAUCAAGUCUGUUGGAGACUAUUAUUCCCAUAGUGCAACUCAAAUGGCAUCUUUAAUUAAAUGUUUUAAACUUUAUUCACCUGUUGGUAAUAUUGAUUUUUUUCUCAUAAAUUAAACUCCCAAUCCCAACAUGAUCCUGGUGACAUGAAGGGGGUUAUUUCCUCAGAAGACAUUGUAGAAUAAUCAUGUUCCUUGUCAUCCAGUCUAUUCGGUUCUUUGACUGCAGUCUGGGGAUUGAUUUAUUAAUCCUGGAUGAAGUUAUCUUGAAUACCAGUGUACUCUGAUUUUGAAAUGAAGUUAAAACUACAAUCAGUACUCCUAUGACUGAGUACUGAUUAUGGUAUGGCAACAAAAUAUCUUCAAACAUAUCUGGAGGGGAGCUUUACACACUAUAUCAACAGGUGGUCAUUAUUGCAAUUUAUUCAGCUGUGUUGAGGUGGGUAACCGAGACAGCCAAUCAUCAGGCUUCUUUUUAGGGUUUGAUUUUUGAGUGUGGGCCGGUGCUCUUGUAGAAAAUUCCCAAUUCAAUAUGUCACUGCCACUGUCUCUAUGAACGGCAUCGGAUGAAAGCUGUCGAUUUAGACACGAGAUGUAGCUUCUCUGUUUCUGGAUGUCUGGGUGCACACAACAUGAGAUCCGUCUCCCACUCCCCGUCCUUCUAUCCGCUACUUUGUAAAGGUCAUCACAGUACUGAUAGUGUUGUUAUUAUCGCCUGUUGUGACAGGGGCGGGUUUAGGAUCGGGGCACGCACUGAUUGGUCAGGAUCAACUCCCCUCGUGUAACGAUGCUUCCGUUUUGUGCGUAGGCGCAGGCGCAGUGACUUCCCUCUUCUGAUAUUUUAUUUACUCCCGAAACCCAAGAUGGCUCCUACGAAUGUAUCGGUCCCAUAGCAGAUUCAGGAUGCAAGUAGCUGCGGAAAAAACAACUUUUCCCCGACCGUCGCAUCCCAGGGAGUUCAAUUCGUAUGGUUCGCAGAAAGCCCUGACAUACGCCUAGGCACUGAGCAGCCGUCGGAGCUUCGCGAAACCUUCUUCAAUCUAUCAAUUUGAAGUAGUUUCGCGAACUAGCUCUUCUCCUCGCUGUCUGUCCGGAGCGAGGUUCAGACAGGCAGGCAGCUCAUCCAAAUGGCCGAACCGAGAAAAGUGCAAUUUGUCACCCUCUCGGCCUUCGCAUCUGGAGCAGCCGCGGAGUCUAGGAAACGCCGGCUGGAGGAUGAGGCCGACUUCAACUUCGGUAGAGCCAUGGAGGUCGAGACAGCGAUCGGGGCAGGAGGUGCUGCCAGCAACGGUCGUCUCGGCAAAACCAGCGAUAGGGACAACGCUAGAGCCGAGAAGAGGGCGACAGUGCGGCUCAACCUGCCUCUGUCCGAGCCUGACGACCGCUCCUCCGCCGAGUUUAAUUACGGCGAACUCAUUCAAAACCUCCAGACAAACAAUAAUCCUCCAAGCCUGGCUUCAGCCCACAAUCCCGCUGACCCCUUCAAUGAUGAGGAGAGAGAGCGACUCCAGGUCGAGGCUCUGGCAAAAAAGUUUGAAAAUAAAUAUGGUAAUAUGGGGAACAAGAAGAGGAAAGACAGAAUGCAAGAUCUGAUUGAUAUAGGCUUUGGCUAUGAUGAGUCAGACCCCUUCAUUGACAACUCAGAAGCUUAUGAUGAGCUGGUGCCUGCCUCUCUGACUACAAAGCUGGGUGGAUUUUACAUCAACACUGGUACACUGCAGUUCAGAGCGGCCUCUGACUCUGAGGGAGAGGAGGACAAGGCCUCACGGCAGUUUGAUCAGGAGGGCAGGAAGAAGUUUUUCACCCUGGAUAUGAAUAACAUUCUGCUGGAUAUUGAGCUGCAGGUGCAGGAGCAGCCUUCUGAGGUACGUUCAGACAUCUACUCACACAUGGAGGCAUUUGUCCCGUGCAACAAAGAAGCGCUCCUCAAACGGAUGAAGAAGCUCAGCCUCAACAUCCAGGAUGACCGACUACGGACACCACUGUUGAAGCUGAAGUUGGCAGUGUGCAGUGUGAUGCCAGAGCAGAUAGCCAGAUAUAACAUGGACUGCAUGGCCAAGGUUGCCAAGCAACAGUCGGAGGAGGGUGAUAAGAACGGCUCAGAGGAGGAGGAUGAGGAGAAACCUGGGAAAAGGGUGAUGGGCCCACGGAAGAAGUUUGUCUGGGACGACAAGCUCAGGAACCUGCUGUGCAGCUUGGUGCGAGUGAAGCUAAGCUGCUAUGAGAUGGAGAAGCAGUGCUCUCUGUCUGUGGAGGACUACCUCAAGGCCUUCCUAGAGAAUGAGGUCAAACCACUGUGGCCCAAGGGCUGGAUGCAGGCCAGGAUUCUGUUCAAGGAGAGUCUUGCUGUUCAUGGUCAUCUCACUGGAAAUGUAGUCAAAAGGAGAGUGGUUCCUGGGCCCAAGGCCAAAGCCAAGGAGGGUCUGUGGAUCCACAAACCAGCGCUCACCGUGACCUCCACACCGUCUCUGUCCACCUCCGCACCUGCUCUAACCUCCGCCCACGAGGCCCCCGGCUCCUCGUUGCCCUCUGAGCCCAUCUGUCUGUCGGACUCUCUGGAUGAGGAUCUGAUGGCUCCCUCUCUGGACUCGAUCUCUCACGCUCUGGCCCUCCUCAGCAACGCAUCCAAGGGCGUGGGCCCCUCAGACAGCCCUUUAUCUCCUCCACCCUCGCAAAUUCCCACCUCCUCUCCUCCCCCCAUCACCCCUCACUACCCCUCAGGCUCUCAGCUCUCUGCUUUGGUCACUUCUACAACACCACAUCACUCACUGUCUAAGGUGGAGACCUCCCCGCUUGCAGCUGUGUCUGUUGGGAACCUGCCAACAACAAUAACAACACAACCAACCUCCUCUUCUACCUCCUCUUCCUUGUCUCCGGCUGUGUCCUCCAUAGCUCGCGUGCAGGCAGCAGGCCUGUCGCUGGUCUCUAGGACCGCAGAUUGUUCAUACGGCCUGAUUAAAGGAUCUGGCCUUGUGGGCCAAACCCAGAAUCAGAGACUUGUUACCAUGGUAUCACCCAGUCACAGGCCAAGCCAGAUAAUGGGUGGGAGUGGUAAGUUGCACCCACAUCCUGCCCCUUCACCUCCAAAGCAGCGGCCUCCUCCCACGGCUUCUCCUCUGUUGCCUCCGCAUCAGAAGGGCUUUGUUAGCCCAGCAGGGAUACUGGGGAGUAUGGGAGCCCCCCAAGGGCUAGCCAAGAGCAGUGCCAAAGCCAGUGGCACCAGCAGCAAUGGCAGCAGCAUUACACCUUCUUCCUCCCCCUCCUCCCAGUCCCGGUCCAACUCUGCCUCCCACCCCAGUUUGCAGUCCUUCUGCCCUCCCUCUCCAGUGGCCUCCUCAUCAUCCCCCACCUCCCAUACCUCACACUCUUCUCAAGCUAAAUCCCACACACACCACCACCAGCCCAACUUCAUCACACCCAUGCAGGCCACCCUCACCAAGUCCUCCCACAGCAGCAACUCUUCUCCCAUCAUCAAGCUCACACCUCGGCCACCUGCGCCCACCCCACCGCCCUCCUCUUCCCCCUCCCCAUCGUCCUCACCGUCACACCCGCUGUCCCAUCAGAUGAUCCCUAGCCAACAGCAACAACACCAGUUCUCCUCCAAAAUCCCCAAAACCUAUCGGCCUCCCUUCACUGUAUCAGGCGGUGGGCAGUUGAAGCAAACGCAGGGUAGCUGUAGCUUCACUGGAGGCCAGAAACCUCAGUCCACCACAAGCAACAGUAGCAUCAACAGCAACUCUAACAACAGCAAGGGGGUGGCAUCAGCUGUCUGCAGCCACCCAGACAAAACUCCCCCAUCGUCUUCACCCUCAGUUUCAGCCAGGCAGAGGGUGGUGGGCGGGGCUAACCAGGGCUCAAAAGCAGGAAACGGCUGGACGGCUUCAGGAACUUUGGCCACGUCCUCCACAACAUCACACCUCUCACAGGUAUCAACCGCAGGCACGUCCAUCCUGGGCAGCCCGUCAGCGCUGCCCCUGAGCUUCGGGAUGUUGGGAGGCCUGGUGCCCGUCUCGCUCCCCUUCCAGUUCCCCCCGUUGUUCAACUUCAGCCCUCCUGGAGCCCCAGGGGCCACUGGCAUGGGCUCAGCCCCCAGCUCCAACUCAGGAUACCCCCUAGCUCAGAGCGACCUAAUGGAUCUAUAUAAGAGCCUACAGUCAGGGUCGCAAGCUGCCCUACCUCCUCACUUGCAGCUUGCUUUCUCAGAUGCGAACCAAAGCCAGGGUGGAGACAUAAAGAGGAAAUCCCACUGACCAGUAAUAGUGCAGGAGGCAGGGUGACAUCGCAGCUUCCUGACCACAUCCACCAACAGGAAACUUCACUCUGACUGACAUGAUGAUGUGGUAAUGAGGGGGCGCCACUCCAAGGCCUCUUUUAAAAUGGACCUAAAGAAGAAUCAGUUUAUCCUUGCUACAAACGGCAACGGUGAAUUAAGUGUAUUUUCUAACAAACCGGGUAUGAGAACAAGACCGAGUGAAUGAGGAGAACACUUGCUUUUGUUCAGCUUAUUUUUAUUUUUGUCAACAUGUUUACAUAUGACCGACCUUGAUCACUGUGGAAUGAGUGUGAGCGAGGUGGUGUUACGGACGAGAGUAAGUCGUAUGCUACAUAAUAUAAUUUGUAUUUAAGCUUAUGUGGAAUAACAGAACUCUUGUACUGCAAGAGCAAAACAGAAAAGAAAAGCAGACUAAGUUUUAUUUUUCUGUCUUAUGUCUCAGAUGUGGGAAUUGUCGUGUCUGUAGAAACUUUAUUGUUGGUCAUCUCUGUUACCACAAAUGACUGUUAAGUAGUAGCUUAAAUUAAUAAUGAUAAAUUAUUUGUAAUUUACACAGGGACAAAACCAUAUUAUUGCGUGUGUGUAUGUGUGCGCAAUCGAUUUGAAUGUGUGUUUGUGCGUAGAAACAAUAUACUGUUAAUUUCUUUCCAGAUUAUUCUGAAUAAGGAUGUGUAUCCCUUUUCACAAUAUUGAGUAAGUUUGAUGCCCCUCUCUUGCUCAGUGUGUGUUUUGGUGCUGUUUAAAUGCACUGGACCUUCUCUGGAAAAAAGACUUGAACUGAAAAUGUUUUGGGCUCCUCUUCUGGUGGGAGGAGUCGCCUGUAAGAGAGGGGAGAAACAUCAAGAUUGUAGCCUACUUGAAUUGUUUGUGAAUUAAUAUUUUAUUUACUCUGCUUAUUGACUCAAACCAACUUAUAACUCAACGCCUUAGUUUGUAUUGAAAAAGUAUGACAAAGAUCUAUGCAGGACUGUAAAACGCUCAAUGCAAAAGCGCAGAUUUUCGCUCGGCUUUCAACCUCUACUCAACUCGUCAGUGCAUUUCUGGAGCUGUGAAUGUGUGUAGAUGGUAUGAGACUCCUUUUUAUUUUUCUGGAGUGGGUUCAGACAGAAUGCAGAGCGAAUUUAGAGGUGGUGUGAUUACAUGCAGUCGAUGGAAAGACGGUGAGCUGGUUCCAAGUUGGUAAAAUACUCUCCAGUACUCCCUAAGCUCCACGGCCAAAUGAAUCCCUUAUUGAAUCUUUCAUUCUCGUUGUUGGUAGGGUUGCAACGGUAUGAGAUUUUCUUGGUAUGAUAACCGUCUCAGAAAAUAUCACAGUUUCCUGGUAUCACGGUAUUUCACGAUUACUAUUAUCAUCUACACCGAGUGUCAUAGAAAUGGAGACAGUUGAUUGAGGAUUGAUCCUGGAGAAUAAACCGAAUUUUAAAUGCAAUUAAAAAAAAAAAAAAGCAUAUAAGUAGAGCAUGUUAGUUUGCAUCUUAGCACCAGCAGUAGAGGACGUAUUCACAUCAUUUACUUAACUAAAAGUACUGCUAUCAUGCUUUGUUACAAGUAAAAGCCCUGCACUGAAAAUGUUGAGUAAAAGUAUCACGAAAAUAUACUUGAAGUAUCAAAAAUAGAAGUAGGCUACUCAGUGCAGAAAAACAUUAUACUGUAUAUACACUAUACUGUUCUGUAUACUAUUAUAUCAUUGCAUUGAAAAGCCUGUCACUCAUGCAUUGAUGGUGGUUUGUAACAGUAGUGCUGUUACAGUGCUCUGAAGGAUUAUCAAAAUAGUUACGUUUAUUGUAGGUGCACAACACCACAGCCAAACUGAUCCUGUCUGUACCCUCACUUAUACGAGCUGGUGAAGUUUGUGUGUGUGUUUCUGGGGUCAGAUCAGGAUCAGUGCGAGUUAUUUUAUAAGUUAGAGGUUAACGAAUGAACAGUCAGUGUGGAAAAUUAUUUAGAAAAUGUUUUGUGAUACCGUUACUAAGCAAAUGUGCAUGGUAUGAUAACCAUAAGUUUUCAUCCCAUGGUAUACCGUGAACUGGUAUACCGCUGCAACCCUACUUGUUGGUUUAGUCUCUUUGGCCUCUAUGCUACAAACAUUAUUUUUUAAAAGAUUAUAUUAAACAAGAUCCAUUUCCUCUUCAUUACAAUCAAAGUAUAAAAUGGAAAUAAGUAAAUGUACUACAAACAUCAGCAAAUUAAAAAAGACCUACUUAAAUGGUGAUAUUUACAGGAGAGUAUUCAUUCAGGUGGAACAAGUCUGUUGUCUAAAUAUUUAUCUGCUGUCUAACGUGUUCAAGAAAGACCUUGCAUUAUUGAGAAGUUGAGAAUAUGUUAGGUUGUAUUUUGUGACCCAGCAGUGCAACAGCAAGCUCGCCUUGAGGUAACAUCAGGCACUUUUCCACUGGAAGGUUCCCGGUAUUUUUCUUUCCCAGGAACUAAAGUCUAAGAAUUUUCCUUGGGGUAACUUACAUUCCUUUCAGUGUAUUGUGAUUUGGAUUUCCACCGCAGCCCUGGGAAGAAUAAACAAAUCAACCCGCUGAUGUAAAAGCGCCAUGGUCUUCAGCGGAGUUUUAAGAAUGGCGCAUAUAAAAUGCUCUGCGGUAAAUGACCAGUCAGCGCUGCUGCCUCACCCCAAUAGUUCUUGGACCAUCAAAGUAUUUCUGUCAACUAGUGCUGCAUCUCAUGUCUCUUGUAUGAUUGGUCCUCAAAUGUCACCUCUGGGUCAAACAAGGAUAUGUCCCAAGACUAUUAUCUGCUCUGAGGAGCAAGGAUGCUGGCGGAGGCAUGAAAGCAUCCGUUCGCUGAAGUUUUUUAUGGACUGAUUUGCUUUUAUCAGAAAUUGGUGAUUGGAUGCUCUACAGAUGAAGGGUCUGAGCAAAGGACAUCUCAUGUCCUUAAAUGUGUUUCCUUGAUUCUUUUUCUUUUCCUUAUUUUCAUCUUAUGUGGAUGAGGCUAAGACACAAGGAAAAGAAACAAAGAAAUUCUGGUGCUUAUAAGAGACUUGGGAUGUACCAUUGGGACGUUUUGGGGGGGGAGAACUACACCCUGGAACAAAAUUUAGACCCUAGAUCCUCCAGUGGAAACAAAGGAAUAUGAACAAAGUUCUGCAAAAGGUUCCUGUUACAAGAGUAGCUUAUUUGGUGGAAACACGACUGUUAAGUGCAUGUUAAAAAAAAAAUCAGUUACUUAUGUGAUAUUCGCUGAAUGAGAACGUAGAAUUUGUCAUUUUCACAGUUUUUAUUGAACUUUAGUAACUACAGACAUAUCCACAAACUGUUGGCAGAAUGGCUGCAAAUGGUAGUUGCAUAAAAACAAAUACAGUAUAACACCGAUACAAUAAAUCAGCUAAUUUAGAACAAGCUGUACACUUUUAUCUUACUUUACCUAUUUCAUGUUAAGCUGGUGUGGCUACAAAAAACACCUUGAGUAAUGUGUGACCACUCCCAAGUUGGAAUUACCUCUAUUUUCAUGGUUCCUUCAGUUCUGCCGAUGUUUGUGUGAAUGCAGUUAUUCUGAGGUUUUUAAGUCGUGAAUGUAGUUACUUAAACAUGCAGAGAUAAGUUUGGGUGGGAGCACAAAGAACCAGAGUUUGUGGCCAUUUAAGAGGCUGAGCAGAAAACAAAAUGACACAGAGAAAGGGUCAGUACAGCUGUUUUUAGCUAUCUUAUGGCUAUUGUUUGCACAGUCACUGGUGACAAAAACCAGAAUGGCCCAGUGGUCAGAUUUGUGAAAUUCAUGAUGCUCUCUGUCUGAACUCCUUCAUACAUUCCCUCAGCUGAAUACCUCCGUUGACAAAACCGAUCUUCCCGAGUCUCUCUGUUCUCCCUGACUAGUUCCUCCGUGUGUCUGACUGACCGGCAGCACAGAGAACGAUGCCAAAGACUGUUCACGUAGCUCUCCUUGAUGGGGUGUAGCCGGUUAGUGUGUGGUUGUAUUACAGUGUGUGUGUGACAUUUCUGACAUUUGCUCACAACUGUAAACCCAUGAGUGUCGACGUGUGGUCCUUCAGGAUGUCAUUGUGAAGUCCUGUGACUGGAGCAGUGGGUGACAUAUUAUAAAUUGUGCUCUCUUUGGGGUAGGAUAAAAUGGCAUUUUGUGUUUAACUGGUUACUUAAUUUGGUCUUUUGUAGAUUAUUUUUGUGUGUCAACUGAAAUUAAACAAAACAGGUGGUUUU